Pogonomyrmex barbatus (red harvester ant) is the source of this 1367-nucleotide messenger RNA. RefSeq names its product large ribosomal subunit protein uL10-like. Lineage: Eukaryota; Metazoa; Arthropoda; Insecta; Hymenoptera; Formicidae. The record is from RefSeq and is a predicted model, not a curated record. Gene Ontology annotation, biological process: ribosomal large subunit assembly; ribosome biogenesis; cytoplasmic translation. Gene Ontology annotation, molecular function: large ribosomal subunit rRNA binding; structural constituent of ribosome. Gene Ontology annotation, cellular component: cytosolic large ribosomal subunit.
AUGCUGUGAAUGGUAGGCUAUAAGAUAGACAUAGAAUUCCAACUCGUCGGAAAUUUUAUCACUAUUGUUUAUUCCAUUUUCCAAUCUGCAUUGCCACAUGCAUUUGUGUAUGUUGGAUUCUUCUGUUCUUAUGAAGAAAUCGCAAUCGCUAUGCUUAUGCCUGUAUAUUUCUAUCACUAUCGCUAUUCCUUCGCAUUGUGUAAGGGACUUAAAACUUCCACUUCCAUUCUCCAUUGUUCUUCAUCGCCCUGUCGUGUUUUUGCUGAGUCCUUAAAUUCCUAAGGUAUCCCUACACACUUAAAGAUGGGUAGGGAGGACAAAGCUACAUGGAAAUCCAAUUACUUUACUAAACUUGUUCAACUAUUAGAUGAUUACCCAAAAUGCUUCAUUGUGGGUGCGGACAAUGUUGGUUCAAAACAAAUGCAACAAAUUCGUAUGUCACUACGUGGCAACGCAGUUGUAUUGAUGGGUAAGAAUACCAUGAUGAGAAAAGCAAUUCGUGGUCAUAUCGAACGAAAUGCAGCACUGGAGAAACUACUGCCUCAUAUCCGUGGUAAUGUAGGAUUUGUUUUUACUCGAGGUGAUUUAAUUGAAGUAAGGGACAAAUUGUUGGAGAAUAAAGUACGCGCCCCUGCAAGAGCAGGAGCCAUUGCACCCUUAAGCGUAAUUAUUCCUGCCCAAAAUACAGGACUUGGUCCUGAAAAAACAUCUUUCUUCCAAGCCUUGAGUAUUCCAACUAAGAUUUCCAAGGGUACUAUUGAAAUUAUAAACGACGUUCACAUUCUCAAACCUGGUGACAAAGUAGGAGCUUCGGAAGCCACACUUUUGAACAUGCUGAACAUCUCUCCAUUUUCCUAUGGAUUAUUGGUCGAACAGGUGUAUGAUUCUGGCACCAUCUUCGCUCCUGAGAUUUUAGACAUCAAGCCUGAAGACCUUCGUGAGAAAUUCAUGGCUGGCGUUGCAAACUUGGCUUCAGUUUGUUUGACAAUUGGUUAUCCCACGGUUGCUAGCGUGCCGCAUAGCAUUGCGAACGGCUUCAAGAAUCUGCUUGCUAUUGUUGCUGUUACUGAAGUUGAAUUUGCAGAGGCUGCCACUAUUAAGGAAUAUGUCAAGGAUCCAAGCAAAUUUGCUGCUGCUGCAGCUGCUGCGGCAGCUCCUGUAGCCGCAGCUAUUGAUACUCCUGCUGCGGAAAAGAAAGAGGAGAAGAAGGAAGAAUCUGAGUCCGAGGAUGACGACAUGGGUUUCGGAUUAUUUGACUAAAAUGCAUCAACUCGCUUCUGAAACAAAUCUAGAGAAUACCCAAUAAAUUUUGGAUAAAUUUUAUAAACUGUAGUUUUUCAGAUAAAAUAAAACUCAAUUGAAACGAU